UGCGGUAUGCCAGGCAGCUGUAUUUGAGCUUUGAUACGUCUCUAGCUCUCAAUUUUGCUGCUACAAGCACGGGGAACCACUUCUUACGCUUUAACAAUGCCUACAACAAUGGAAGUGAGUAUCCCAGGGCCCGGACCCUGGGGAUUUCGUCUAACUGGAGGGAAAGACUUCAAUCUACCGUUGCGUAUUUCUAAGACUACACCGGGUGGAAAAGCUAAUCAAGCGAAAAUUUUACCAGGUGAUAUUGUUCGAUCAAUCAAUGGAGAAAGAACUCAUAACAUGACACAUUUGGAAGGGCAGACACUCAUCAAACAGGCUAAAAGUUUGAAAAUGAUCAUAGAAAGGGGUUCAGGGUUCACUUCAUCACCACCUCCACCACCCAUAGUACAGCUGAAACCAUUGGAAACUAAAGAAAAGCAUAAGAUACCAAUGGGACCACGUGAAUAUUUUCCAGCUGGAACUGUAGUUUACGAGACACCUGGCCAUGUUUAUGAAUUGUCACCGACUACAAGCAGACAGAAAGCAGCUAUGUUUCCAACACCUCUUAAGAAAACUCCUACUCCACGUGCACCACCGAUCACAAAGGUACCAUUUCGUGGGACUGCUAUGGGAGGAACGGCCACAGUGGUGCACAAUCAAUACAAUUCCCCAAUGGGUCUUUAUUCGGCGAAUAACAUUGCUGACACUUUCAGAGGUCAAACUGAAGGAAUGAUCACAGGAGUCUUAGGAAAUGACGAUUUUAUUGAAAUUGACAAAAGUGCUUGCAUACAGCUGCCAACUGCCGCACAGAUCCAGUAUACUCACCCAUACCAUGGCGGGUUUGAAAACAGCCAUACUAACCCAAUCAACCAAUCACGCUCAUUCCGAAUCCUUCAACAACUCACCGAGGAUGGACACCAGUUUUAGUAGUCCUAAUGCUGUACGCAUGUACGUAACUAAGCGAUACUCACAUGCGCAAAAUGUAUGCGUAGUAAAUGCCUGUGCACACAAUUAUGGUAUCUUUUUGCGUGAUUUCAUUUCUAUAUUAUUCUUGCACGCAAUCCUACUGUAAACACCGAAAUCACAUUUGCCUUCAACACCUACUGCAACAAUAUAUGCAAUUCCGUUUGGGAAGGAAUUUUUAGUGAGGCAAUUUAGUUGGAUAGUAAACGAUGUAUUGUGGACUUAUUCUAAUAUUAGAUUAGAUGCAUGAAGUGAACUUUGAGUUUAUAAUAAUAUAUUUUGUAUAAACCGAGAAUUCAAGCCUGUAGGUAAUAACGAGAUAUAUACAAAGAAUACAUAAUAAUACUCAUUAUUUUCGUCUCAUAUUACCAAUCGAUAAAAAGAAUUAAAAUAUUUAAUAUUAUAUUGCGCCAUAUUUAAAACAAAAAUAGAUCAUAGGCAUAUAACUAUGCACAUUUAAAAAUUCAAAAUGUUUUCAAUUAAGAAAACAUUGAAUAAAUAGUAAUAGUUCGCCAACAUUUGCUAUUCAAUAUUAAUCUGCGAUAAAUGUUGUAGGCCUACAUUAAAAAGAAUUAAACAAAAGGUACUUCACAGAUGAAAAAAAAAACACAUAUCAAAAAAGAAAAUUAACAAAUGUUUCUUAUAAAGUUCAAGAUUAAAAUGUAAGAUUUAUGAUGACUGCGUUUAAAACUAUAAUACGAUUUGCAUUCGCCGGCUGUUUAAGACAAACUUUCUUGCUGUGUCACGUGUCUACCAGCCGUUCGAAGACAGAAGUAUCGAUUUCAUACAGUCAUCACAAGUUAGUAAUUGAUCAAAAUAUCAUUUAUAAUGCAUCAAUGAAUAUUUUAAAGAAAUACAAUAGAAUGUCUAAAAUUAGUUGAUUAUUAUUGAUGGGUUUUAGGUAGUACAAAUACAUACUGACGCAACAUUUUGUGAGAACCACUUAAUUUUAUCUACAUAACUGCCAAAACAAAAAUUGCGAACCUAAAGAUAACAUGUGACGUCAGAGUCUAGAUGAAUCAAAUGCUCAGGAAGGCGUAUUAAGUUAGAAUGUAAGGUGAGAACUGAUGUGUAUAUUAUACAAGAUGUGUGAAUACAAAAUAAAAAAGGAAAGGAUUAUUUUACAAAACUUGA
Molecule: messenger RNA, 2076 nt
Organism: Anneissia japonica
Lineage: Eukaryota; Metazoa; Echinodermata; Crinoidea; Comatulida; Comatulidae
Product: PDZ and LIM domain protein 1-like
Exons: 5
Coding region: 97-906 (269 amino acids)
Biological process (GO): actin cytoskeleton organization; muscle structure development
Cellular component (GO): adherens junction; stress fiber; filamentous actin
Molecular function (GO): actin binding; muscle alpha-actinin binding
Source: RefSeq, a predicted model, not a curated record